AUGGAUAUCCAACGCCAAUUCCCUGGAGCACACUGGGUCUGGGGUGGUAUAUCCUUCGUUUAUGAGGUCCAUCCUCUGAUCGUGGUUACUCAAGUGAAGAAUAUGGAGCCUCUGCCCCUACGAAAGCUCUGGAUGAGCGACAUUGUGCAAGGUGUUGCAUUCCUCGAAUCUCUCAACCUUGCACAUGGUGAUCUACGAGCUGAAAAUAUCUUACUCGAUCGCAACCGACUCAAACUCUCGGAUUUUGAUUACACAGCCGAAUUCGGCACAGAUUCCGAGUUCUGCUCUUGCCCAUACGGAAGACUACUCAAUAAACCCGAGGCAGAUCAAGGAAUGCCAGGGACUGCUGGCUUUCUGGGCCCUCGAACAGAGCAGUUUGCCCUUGGUUCGCUGUAA
Molecule: messenger RNA, 396 nt
Organism: Penicillium alfredii
Lineage: Eukaryota; Fungi; Ascomycota; Eurotiomycetes; Eurotiales; Aspergillaceae
Product: Serine protein kinase
Exons: 2
Coding region: 1-396 (131 amino acids)
Biological process (GO): protein phosphorylation
Molecular function (GO): protein kinase activity; ATP binding
Source: RefSeq, a predicted model, not a curated record